Molecule: messenger RNA, 665 nt
Organism: Manihot esculenta (cassava)
Lineage: Eukaryota; Viridiplantae; Streptophyta; Magnoliopsida; Malpighiales; Euphorbiaceae
Product: RING-H2 finger protein ATL66
Exons: 1
Coding region: 103-624 (173 amino acids)
Source: RefSeq, a predicted model, not a curated record
CAACCUCUCUACACCCCAAACCACUUCAUUAUUCCCAAACUCCAUUAGCCCACCAUCUCCUCCUCCUCUUUUUCCAUAGCCGCCACCACCACCACCAGUAGAAUGUCCUCCCAAGACUCCCAACCUUUCCACUGGCACUUCAGCACAGAGCUAAGCGACAAUGAUUUCGAAAUCCAUGGCCGAACUCUCUUCUUCAUCAUCAUCCUUUUCGCAGUAGUAAUCGUAAUCACAAUCCUCUUCCUCUACGCACGCUGGGUUUGUCGAUACCAAAACCAACACUUGCCCAACAACCCACCUCCUCACGCGCCACCUCUUGGAUCCCAAGGCCUCCACCCCACCAUAAUUAAGUCCUUACCAAUAACUUUGCACCACUCAUCAUCGUCAUCUGUAGGUGUCGGCAACCGUGGGAACAGCCCUGUAGGAGUGGAAUCUGAGUGCUGUAUAUGUCUCGGAGUAUUUGAAGAUGGGGAUAAAGUUAAAGUUUUGCCUGAGUGCCACCAUUGUUUCCAUAGCGAGUGUGUCGAUAAGUGGCUUUUGGCUUGUUCUAGUUGCCCUCUUUGCAGAGCUUCUCUGCUGCAAGCUAAUUCUGCUGGCUCCCCUGUUCUCUCCAUCUUAACAGAGUAAAUUUUGCAGUAAUUAAAUCUUUUUUUUUUUUUUGAAUUUUU